Molecule: messenger RNA, 1217 nt
Organism: Ilyonectria robusta
Lineage: Eukaryota; Fungi; Ascomycota; Sordariomycetes; Hypocreales; Nectriaceae
Exons: 2
Coding region: 396-1106 (236 amino acids)
Source: RefSeq, a predicted model, not a curated record
GCACCGUCAUUAGAAAAUCAAUAUUUAUCAGUGUUAAGACAACAUAGGCAGCUCUCCCUCGCAAAAGAAAGCGCCCUACCUCCUAAAAACCCAACAUCAAAACAAGGCGAGAUAUUCUAUGAGGCAUCUACAGAAUUUGCUAAUGGGAGUCCAAGUGACUUGCACGAGUUGUGAUGGUCUAGGGUACGCGAUGUGGAGGACAGUUUCGUACACUGUAGAGAGAACAGUGCAUUUGAUCAAAUUUGAGUGAGGAGACACCAACAGUACAGUGCCAAUAUGGAGCAAACAAUUGGUAAGCAAGUUGCCUUCGCACAAAUGCAAUUGUCUCAACCAAAGACAUCGUCAUCGACAAGAGAAAAUUUACCACUUAGACCUUUGGCAUCUCCUCACACAAAAUGCAUUUCCAGCCGAUUGAGCACAUGGCCGACGAAACCUACAUUGCCCAGGGUGAAGGCGCUUACCAAGUGGAAGUGGAAAUGGACGCACAGGCUGCCAACGACGCCCUAGACGAUGUUUUCGGCUCUGGACCCUCGUCGCCCACCGCAGAGCAUCAUGACGCGCCUUCUAGCGCUGUUCACCCGUCUGACAUGCGCCGAUUAGAGACCGAGCACUCUACCGCUGGGUACCGUGAGGGCGUCAGCGUCGCCAAAGAGAGCAGCAUACAGGCGGGCUUUGACGAGGGUUUUAGCCUGGGUGCCAGCGUUGGCCUGAGGGCCGGCCAGCUGCUGGGCUUGCUAGAGGGCAUCGCUGGUGCUAUGCGCGGCCGCGAUGACCCGGAUGCAGUGCGGGUGGGAGGGUUGUUGAGCGAGGCGCGGAAGGAGCUGAGUAUCGGGACCAUCUUCAAACCAGACUACUGGGCCGAGGAUGGCAACUGGAAGUACGAGGUCCAGCCAGCCCAAGGUGAGGACGAGGUCGUCUUCACCGACGUAGCCGAGGCGCACCCCUUGAUACGGAAGUGGACGGCGAUUGUGGACGAACAGCUUUCCCUGUGGAAGAUUGACCGAACGAUCUUGGACGAUGAGACCGGACAGCGCCUUGAUUCGGUCAUGGACGAACCGAUUGCCUCGUCGGCAGUUCCGGCAGCACGGAAACCGCUAGAUUGGUGAAGGAGAUCCUCUCAAGCCUCAAGUUUCAGAAGAAAAUGUUACAUCCGACAGUUCGAAGGCGAAGAGUGAGCCGGGCCGGAGCCAGAGCUGGCCACACCCAUCCAGCUUCCA